AUGUUAAAUUCCCUGUCAGACCUACCUCACAAUGUUGUCAUUUCCGAGACUGGGCGUGGAGCUGGAGGGGAAACCCACCCACUGGAUGUGAUCGUUUUUGUCAAGAGAUUCGCUGCCGACCAAUCAAUGUGCCAGGAGGCUCAACUCUGCUUCCCGCACCGGUACUUGGCCUUCCUCGGACCGUGCCCGUCUGAGCCUAGGGACUUGAAAGCUCCACUCAAAUCCAAGAAGCAAAGCUAUCUUGAGAUUGCCAAGUUUUUGCUUCGCAAACAGCCGAAUGAGUCUACACGAAGGGCUUGUGAAUUCAUUUUGAAGAUUUGCAACAAUGAGCCCCCUCAGUCAGUUCCUCGGCUUCCUUGGUUUGAGAAGCCUCCUGUUCCGGAAAUCGUGGUGGACCUAAAGGCACCAUCUGCGUUGACAGCCCUUGCACCAUUGAUGCGUUUCAGCGCAGUCUUGCAGCGCUGA
Messenger RNA from Durusdinium trenchii, 465 nucleotides. Lineage: Eukaryota; Dinophyceae; Suessiales; Symbiodiniaceae. The record is from the annotation of a GenBank genome assembly.